CGAAACUCAACUGCUAAACCCGCCGCUCCCGCUCUUCGGAAUCGCAUCUCGAGACCCGCGAAGCGUCUCAGCUCGGCCCUCAUCCUUCCCGCAGCGGCGGCGGCCCGGGACCCGCGGGCUGUGGACCAUGUACACCCGCAGUGGGGUGCAGGGCUCCGGGUUCGGAGCCCCCGCCGCCUCCCGCCCGGCCCGGGACCCCGCUGCGUGGCGCGGGGAGCUGGGCCCGCCGCAGGGCCCCAGGCGGGGUUUGGAGGAGGCUCCCGAGAGCCCUUCGCGGGAGAGCCCGGAGCACGCGGGCCGGAGGUUCACAGGUGCAUAUACCUUGAUAGCACCAAAUGAAAAACGAAGAAAUGAAAUGCAACGGAUGGCUGCAAAAGAGCUGGAGGACCUGAAGAGGUGGAAGGAGCAACAAAGGACGAAGCCCAUUAACCUGGCACCCAUGCAGCUAGGUGGAAACCAGUCAGAGGUUGAAGUCAGGCAGAGACAACAACUUCAACUGAUACAAUCUAAAUACCAGAAAAAGCUUAAAAGAGAAGAAUAUAUAAGAAUCAAGAGGGAAGCUGAAGAAGCCGAAAUCCAAAAAAUGAAGGCAGUUCAGAGACAAAAGAGCAAUAAACUAGAGGAGAAAGAGAGACUUCAAGAAAACCUCAGAAGAGAAGCUUUUAGAGAACAUCAGCAAUGCAAAACUGCUGAGUUCUUGAGAAGAUUCGACACACAGUCGCCACACAGAGGUACCCGUCCAGUGGCUGUUUGUGACCCACAAUCUUCAGCUUGGGCCAGAAGACAGGCUUAUAUGGAUUCUAUAAGGGAAGGAACUAAAAAAUUGCAAAAGAUGAAGGACGAACAUAGCCAGAAGAGUGAAUUACUGGAAUUUAAACGAGAGCAAGAGGAGGAAGAAAGAGCCAAAAUCCACCAGGCUGAACACAGGAGGGUAAAUAAUGCUUUUCUGGACCGACUCCAAGGUGAAAGUCAACCAGGUGGCCUCCAGCACUUUGGAGGCUAUUGGAAUAUGAAUAGUGGUAACAGCUGGGAUAUAUGAGAAAUAUUUUGCUUACAACUGGCCUUUGUCAACUGACCUUGAAAAACCACACGAGAUGUUUUUCCUUCUUGCAGUUUUGUUCAGCCUGUUUUUACCUUGCCUUCAACUGCCCACCCACUCAGCUGAGCAGCUGGGGAUGACUGGUUUCUCCCUGUCAUUAUUUAUGCAUGUUUGUAGGAGCUGAUUACUGAACUCAUAUUUAAUCUCUACUGCCAGUGAAAUGCUGCAUUAUUUUUCUAAUUGGUUUCACCUCGUAUUGGAAGUAUAAUUAUAGACGUGUUAGUAAGAUAGAAAAGGAGGGAAUCAUUUGAUGCUUUCAGGUUAGUGAGAGCUGUGGGUGCUGCAUGCCUGUCUCUCUAAACAGCUAAUUCUUAUCUAAUUCUCAGAUCAGGUUUGGGGAAGCUUUGGCACCUUUAGAUUUGAAUCCCUGCUUUCUUAAUUCAGGGCACAAAUGUGAGCAAAAGAAAAAAAUAAAUCUUUUAUAUGCUUUUAAACAAAUUUAUAAAUAAAAUUUGAACUGCUUCUGUGUAAA
This is a messenger RNA of Orcinus orca (killer whale), 1571 nucleotides long. It is a transcript of the gene EPSTI1, whose product is annotated as epithelial stromal interaction 1. NCBI's taxonomy places the organism in Eukaryota, Metazoa, Chordata, Mammalia, Artiodactyla, Delphinidae. The record is from RefSeq and is a predicted model, not a curated record. The transcript has 11 exons. Bases 128 to 1039 code for a protein of 303 amino acids.